GGGGGUCACGUGGUGCUGAUGAGGGGCGGGGCGCAGCUGUGUGAGGGGCACGCGCGCACUGCAGACUCAAACGCAACAGAGAUUUAAGAGAAAAGAACAGAGACAAGACAAAACACGACAGAGAGAAGAAGAAGAACAGAGAGACACACACGGGGUCAAAGUCUAGGAGCUGGGAUUGAUUAAGGAGACGACUGGAGGUGUUGGCAACGAUGAAAAUGGAUGAAGACGUAAGUCCGCUGGAGAGGGAGCAUUCGCUGUCUGUGGUGCUGCCGGGAGGUUUGGAGAAGAACACAACUGUCCACGGAAGUAAACCGGUCAUGGACUUGCUGGUGACCCUUUGUGCCAGUUACCACCUCAACCCUUCAGAUUACACCGUGGAAGUUCUGUCCCCAAACAAGAACAACAUCAGCUUCAAACCAAACUCUCCCAUUGGUUCACUCGAAGCUGAAAAAAUCGUUUUGAAACCCAGAACGGGAGAAGAGGAGAAGAUUAGAACGCCGUACAUGCCCGAGGCAACAGUUCGCCUCUUAAUAAACUACAACAAAUCCCAUAAGGCCGUGGUGCGCGUAAACCCCCGACUGCCCCUGGAGAAGCUGCUGCCGCUCGUCUGCGACAAGUGCGAGUUCGAAGUGGAGAACACGGUUUUACUCAGGGACUCCGGGUCCAAAGAACCUCUGGACCUGAGCCGGAGUCUGAACGAGCACGGGCUGAGGGAGGUGUACGCCCGAGACACGGCCGCCAGAGAACGCAGCAGACGCCAGCCCCACGCCGCAGCGGAUCUGUCAAAAAAAGCGAAUAAACCCAAGGACGCCCGGGGACUCUUCAGUUUAUUCAGAAAACACCGGAAACACUCAGACCCUAGUCACAUGGUCAGCGCCGCGACGUCUCCGGGACCGCACUCGAGAUCAGCUAGCAUUAGCGCUCAGAACGCCGCCUCGUGUACGACUCCGCCCACAGAUCCGCCGAAGAAAAGGUGCGCCCCGCCACCACCCAUGGGCGUGUCCACCAGCAGCCCCGCCCACCUCAACACCUGCGCCUUACAAGACCCGCAGAGGUCUGGUGACGGUACGCUGAGGAGCACGAAACGGAGAGCGCCGCCGCCGCCAACGCCACCAGCACCGACGGGAAACCACGGCGUCGGCGCAGCUACAGAUUCGGUCAAAUUGGAGGAAUUGAAAAAGUCGGAGGAACCUGCGUCUGUCAAUCACACAUCAUCAUCAUCUGCGUCAUCUUCAUCAGCUCUUGCUCCACCUCCUCCGCCUCCAUCAUCUCCAUCUGCGCCUCCUCCUUUCUACAAACCCCCAGACGCCGAUCGUCCCAGCGUCGCCGUCAGAGGCCUCUCCGACGCCCGCACCGCUCUGGCUAAAGUCCUGACGUCGUCGCUCUCCACGGGGAUGCUGGCGAAACGACUCAAAAACUCCACCCCGUUCCCGAAAACGCACGACAACGUCUACGCCCACGACGCGGCUGCACCCGAGAACGACGUCGAAAUCGAGCCGGUUCCGAACGACGCGGAUUUACCCGACGAGAACGUGUUUGAGGACCCCGCGGAGAGGAAAGGGUUAACGACGUUUAAAGUGGUUCCGUCGAGGAGAGAAAGCGACGCGGAAACGAGACGGGAAGCGGCGGAGAAAGAGGAGGAGAAAGAAAACGCAGAAGAAGUAGAAGAAGAAGAAGUCAUCCCGGGAACUGACCAAUCUCUGAACACGGACGUUUCUCCUGACCAAUCGGAAAGCGGAUCACAAGUGGCGUGCGGCGUAAACGAAACGGAGAGCACUUCCUGUCCGGUUCCGCUUGACAGAAGUGGCUCAGAUCUGGAGGAGGUUGAGGACCUCGCUGAAGCCGCGAAACAAAACGAAGAAACGGCGGUUAAUAACGACGAGGAGGUAGAAGAAGACGAGUCAGAGCUGAGUCAGGAAACGGAUAAGAGAGACUUGUAUUUAGGCGAAGAAGAGGAAGAGGAGUGUCCCGCAGAAACCACCCCACGUGACGACGAUCAAAUUAAACAAAACACACAAGACGAGGAUCAGUUCCCUCCUCCGCCGCCGCCCGUUUUUUUUCAGCGAAGAUCUGAAUGAAACCAAAGCAAACGCGUCCGGUAGCUGCGCAAACGGACACGAGGAGUCCGAUAACGAGCAACAACAACAACAACCCGGAUCUGAGGAAUCGGAAUCGGCGGACAAGGCGGCGCCCUCAGCUCGCUCCAUGUUCGCUCAGGCCGUGGCGGCGGCGGUGCAGAGGUCCAAGCUUCACCAAAACGCACAAGAUCACGACUAGAAAUAGAUUUUUAGCGUUAGUUUUAUACAGUUGCGGAGAUGAAGUUCGAACGUGACGACCAGGAUGUUUAAAACGCGAUAUAUGUUUUGUAUUCCCGUAGUUUUAGUCGUGUUUUCACGCAUUUCUGUUGCCAAAACUUUCCACGCAGGAGCCACGUGCCAAAAUGAACUCGUCUAAUAUUUUCGUGCGUGAUAAUUUAAGUUUUGUAGUUAAAUCCUGGCUUAAUCCUGUGUGCGCGUGUGUUUUAUUGAAGUGUGUUUUUUUAUUUUUACCAAUGCAGUGUCUCCAGAGUGUGUGUGCGCAGUUGUUCUCCUCAACAGCAGGUGGCAGUAGAGCUCUGUUUGUGAAGCUUUUGACUGUUCCGUCCUCCAUUAUCUGUCUGAAAUCAUCAAGUGAGACGUUUAACAGAAGGUCUAACGUGGAAGUUAUUUCAGGACGUAUUUAUGAAUAUAUUUAAAUGCAUUUCCGUGUGUGUGUGUGGCUUUAAUCACCGUGACGACAGUGUACAUAAUAAAUAUAUAUCCAGAC
Periophthalmus magnuspinnatus is the source of this 2805-nucleotide messenger RNA. RefSeq names its product cordon-bleu WH2 repeat protein-like 1a (gene cobll1a). The transcript has 8 exons. Gene Ontology annotation, molecular function: actin monomer binding. The record is from RefSeq and is a predicted model, not a curated record. NCBI's taxonomy places the organism in Eukaryota, Metazoa, Chordata, Actinopteri, Gobiiformes, Gobiidae. Bases 210 to 2078 code for a protein of 622 amino acids.